AGGUUCGGAUAUUGUGUCAAGGAACAGAGCAACAAUCAACUGCAGCAGUACUUCAAAGUUUUAAAAUCAAUAUCAUUAGAAGCUGUAACAUCGCGUCGAACAAAUUAAAACAGCAAAAGUAGUAACAACGACACGAUCGACGACGAUAUGGACCUCUAUCCGGUGCCCGAUAUUGGGCAUGUUUCUUUUUCCGGUCUAAGCGAACCUUGUUCCAUUGGUUCGAUCGUUGAAGUAGUGAUAAAUGCACACGGUGACUCAUCGGCUGGUUCUAUCCUUGUUGAAGCAAUUGCGCCUUCAGGAUGUAUUAAAAAUUGUCAAAUACUCAAGAAAGGCAGCGUUUUUACAGCUACUUUCACACCAAAUGAAGUUGGUAAAUGGCAAAUUGGUAUACUUUACGAUGGUGAUCACAUUCGAGGUUCUCCAUUUUCUUGUAAAGUGUACGAUGCCAAUCUUGUUCAGGUGUAUGGUUUGGAUGUAGGACUCGUUGGUCAGGAGCUCAAGUUUAGUGUGAAUGCAUCGCAAGCUGGUGAUGGUUUUCUCAAAGUUUCGGUAUUACGACACGGGCGAAGCAUGCCAUGUGAGGUGCUCGAACAGGGUAAUUCCGGUGUUUAUCGAAUCAGUUUUACUCCUGACGGUGCUGGACAAUACAAAAUUCAUGUCCUCUUUAACAAUAUGGAAGUUAAAGGUUCUCCGUUUAUCUUGGAUAUAGCAGAUGCAAGUUCAGUAUCUGUUUACGGUGAAAAUUUACGAAUUGCUUCAGUUGAUCGACUUAAUACCUUUUUUAUUCAUGCAAUUGGUGCUGAAUGUAAGGAUAUCACCGUUACUAUUACUGCACCUUCCGGAAAAUCGAAACGAGCGCGAGUUUAUCAAGCUGACGACGUAACUUACAAAGUAGAGUGGAAACCUGUUGAAACUGGUGAGCAUUCUAUCGAUGUACGACUCUUCAAUCAGAGCGUGUACGAAAGCCCAUUUGUAUGUAAUGUCGGUGAUCCGGAUUUGGUUACCGUCCGGAAUAUGCCAGAAUUUUUCAAUGCCGACGAACUUUUCAGAGAUUAUACUUUUGAAAUUGAUGCAAGUGCAGCAGGAUCUGGCAAUUUGGAAAUUAUGAUAAACGGUGGUCGUGUGGCGUGUCGUGUACGUGAACUGGGUGGACGACAUUACUUAGCUUCAUUCACUCCCACUCAGGCAAUAACACACAUUGUUGAAAUGCGAUUUAAUGGUGAAAAUGUCAGGAUGUCACCAUGGAAAAUUCAGGUCAGAGGUUCUCAGCAUCAGAUAAAUGCAGAUUAUGAGGUAGAAGAACGAAUGAUACGAAGUAUCGAAAGUAGACGAGUUGAGCGAACCGAAUCCUGGUAUACAGAAUUAGCCGGAAUAGGACUGCAACGUGCUUCUGUUGGUAAAUCUACUACAUUCGAAAUAGUCGGUGAUGGUCCUGAUGGUAUCGACUUACCUAUAAGUGUUCAUCGACGAAGUGACAACAAGCUCAUCUGUGAAUAUGUUAUUAAUAAGGUUGGUGACCACCAUCUGGAAAUGGUAAUUUGUGGCAAGAAAAUCGAUCCAUACCCACUGACUAUUUCCGGAUAUUCCGCUGAAAGUGUAAAAAUUGAACCUCUUGGUGGUGGUACACCUGGACAACCUGUGCAGUUUAUUGGUGAGCCUUAA
Loa loa (African eye worm) is the source of this 1662-nucleotide messenger RNA. RefSeq lists its product as hypothetical. The coding region runs from base 148 to 1662 and encodes 504 amino acids. Gene Ontology annotation, molecular function: actin filament binding. The transcript is spliced from 13 exons. Gene Ontology annotation, biological process: actin cytoskeleton organization. NCBI's taxonomy places the organism in Eukaryota, Metazoa, Nematoda, Chromadorea, Rhabditida, Onchocercidae. The record is from RefSeq and is a predicted model, not a curated record.